UCUUUACUUAUUCCACGCGCGUGUCCUCAUAGUCGCAUCAUUAUCAUUGAUUGUCCGCCUUGCUUUUCCCCAACCAUCAUCCGCCGGUGGACCCUGGUAGAGUUCAACUGCCUCCGAAUUUUCCCUCCUUCACUGGCACAGAUUUGCCGGCUUACUUCUUCGGCCUUUCGAUUGCAUUCCCCACCCUUUUUCUCCGUCUCUUUUUUAUCGCUCGCCUCUGGCCCUUUCCUUUAAACCCACCCUCUCCCGCACGCAUCCUUCUCCUACUCAUCCGAACCAUACUGCAGGGGUCGACAUACACACGAAGGACAUCACCAUGUCUGCAAAGCCAGCAGACGCCUCCCGGCCUCGCGCCGCUGACCCCAAGAAGGUCCACAUUGCCGACACUGUCAUGACACGCGGCAACUGGUACAAGCAUGUCAACUGGCUGAACGUCUUCCUCAUCAUCGGUAUCCCCGUGUACGGCUGUGUCCAGGCCCUUUGGGUGCCCUUGCAGGUCAAGACUGCUAUCUGGGCCGUCAUCUAUUACUUCUUCACUGGUCUCGGUAUCACCGCAGGAUACCAUCGUCUCUGGGCUCACUGCUCCUACUCUGCUCGUCUUCCUCUCCGUAUCUGGCUCGCCGCCGUUGGUGGUGGUGCCGUCGAAGGUUCCAUCCGCUGGUGGGCGCGUGAUCACCGGGCUCACCACCGCUAUACCGAUACCGACAAGGACCCCUACUCCGUCCGCAAGGGUCUGCUCUACUCUCACCUGGGAUGGAUGGUCAUGAAACAGAACCCCAAGCGUAUCGGCCGCACCGAUAUCUCCGAUCUCAACGAAGACCCUGUUGUCGUCUGGCAGCACCGCAACUACCUCAAGGUCGUUUUCACCAUGGGUUUGAUUGUUCCCAUGCUCGUGUCCGGUCUUGGCUGGGGUGACUGGUGGGGUGGUUUCGUCUACGCUGGUAUCCUGCGUAUCUUCUUCGUCCAGCAGGCCACUUUCUGCGUCAACUCUCUGGCCCACUGGCUCGGUGACCAGCCUUUCGACGACCGCAACUCUCCCCGUGACCACGUCAUCACUGCUCUUGUCACUCUCGGCGAGGGAUACCACAACUUCCACCACGAGUUCCCCUCCGACUACCGUAACGCUAUCGAGUGGCACCAGUACGACCCGACCAAGUGGAGCAUCUGGGCCUGGAAGCAGCUUGGUCUGGCCUACGACCUGAAGAAGUUCCGUGCCAACGAGAUCGAGAAGGGUCGUGUCCAGCAGCUCCAGAAGAAGCUUGACCAGAAGCGUUCGCGUCUCGACUGGGGUACCCCUCUCGACCAGCUGCCCGUUAUGGAAUGGGACGACUAUGUCGAGCAGGCUAAGAACGGCCGUGGUCUCGUUGCUAUUGCCGGUGUUGUUCACGAUGUGACCGACUUCAUCAAGGACCACCCUGGUGGCAAGGCCAUGAUCAACUCUGGUAUUGGCAAGGACGCUACUGCCAUGUUCAACGGUGGUGUGUACUACCACUCCAACGCUGCCCAUAACCUUCUCUCGACCAUGCGUGUGGGUGUGAUCCGCGGUGGCUGUGAGGUUGAGAUCUGGAAGCGGGCCCAGAAGGAGGGCGCCGGCUAUGUUCGUGACGAUGCCGGCCAGCGGGUGAUUCGGGCUGGUGAGCAGGUCACCAAGAUCCCCGAGCCCAUCCCCACUGCCGACGCUGCGUAAGCGGCGCGAUGUCCAUGACCCUUUCGCCUUAUAUUCUGAUGUACCAUUUGCGAAUACGCUGUGUUUCCCACUCCGACGAUCCUUCGUCUUUUAAUUAGCACUCGGGGCGUUCAUUCUUUCGUGUGUAUGGCGUUGAUGGAGUUGGCCUACUUUUUUAUGUCGACGGAGCGAGUUUUGAGUCGACGCGGGUUUACCUAUUUCAUUUGAAAAAAAGCGACGAGAUGUGACGAGGAACAUCGAUUGUUGAA
This is a messenger RNA of Aspergillus neoniger CBS 115656, 1935 nucleotides long. RefSeq names its product stearoyl-CoA 9-desaturase sdeA. Bases 317 to 1687 code for a protein of 456 amino acids. The record is from RefSeq and is a predicted model, not a curated record. The transcript is spliced from 2 exons. Gene Ontology annotation, biological process: unsaturated fatty acid biosynthetic process. Gene Ontology annotation, molecular function: heme binding; stearoyl-CoA 9-desaturase activity; iron ion binding. NCBI's taxonomy places the organism in Eukaryota, Fungi, Ascomycota, Eurotiomycetes, Eurotiales, Aspergillaceae. Gene Ontology annotation, cellular component: endoplasmic reticulum membrane.